This is a messenger RNA of Schistosoma haematobium, 4631 nucleotides long. It is a transcript of the gene GOLPH3, whose product is annotated as Golgi phosphoprotein 3. NCBI's taxonomy places the organism in Eukaryota, Metazoa, Platyhelminthes, Trematoda, Strigeidida, Schistosomatidae. The record is from RefSeq and is a predicted model, not a curated record. Gene Ontology annotation, molecular function: phosphatidylinositol-4-phosphate binding. The coding region runs from base 400 to 1242 and encodes 280 amino acids. Gene Ontology annotation, biological process: Golgi to plasma membrane protein transport; retrograde vesicle-mediated transport, Golgi to endoplasmic reticulum; Golgi vesicle budding. The transcript has 5 exons. Gene Ontology annotation, cellular component: trans-Golgi network; Golgi cisterna; cytosol.
GUUCACGUUACGCAUUGUUUAGUUAAAACGUUUUUUCCUCUUGUUUUCAUGAACAUGAGUUCAUUACUCGAAGAAAUGGCGUUCUGUUGCUAAUGAAUGAGGACGUUUGUUGAACUAAAGCCCUCCUUACUUCUUUCACAAUCAUUUGAUAUCUUUGAGAUUUUUCUUCUGUUUUAGUUGGUGCAGAUGCGGCGCGCGAUCGUUGGGAUUUACAAUCCUAUGAGGCUUGGUGUUUACUUAUUUACACAACAGUACUCUGCUACUGAAGCUAGAGUUUUGUAUUGAAGGCAGUUAUAUAACAGUGUGAUCAUAAUAACACUCACUGACCAAAGUAGGACUCUUAAUCAGAAUAAUUAUCACUUAUAUUUAUUAGUUACUCAAUCAACUAGAUUUAAGCAGAUGACCGAAACAGAAGAGGCGGUCAUCUAUCGGCGUAAUGUUGUGAAAGAAAACAAUAACCUACCAGGAACUAUAGAUAAUAUUGAUAAUGAACCAGAAUCUGAAGCCGAAUCCAAAGAAGUAAGACUAACGUUGAUGGAAGAAAUAUUGCUGUUGGGGUUGAAAGAUCGAGAAGGAUACUUAUCAUUUUGGAAUGAUAGUGUAUGUUGUGGACUCCGAGGAUGCAUACUCGUUGAACUUGGUCUCAGAAAUCGAAUUGGACUAGAGCCGAGUGGGAUGCGUCGUAGGAACCUGUCUUCUAGAUGUAUUGUUGUCAAAAAGAGCGUGCCGACUGGUGACGCAUUGCUAGAUGAGGCUCUCAAACAUAUCAGAGAUAACAAGCCUGAAAAUACGAAAACAUGGAUUGAAUAUCUCAGCGGUGAAACAUGGAAUCCAUUUAAAUUACCAUUACAGCUCCGCAACGUCAGGGAAAGGAUAGCGAAAAACCUCGUAGAAAAACGCAUAUGCACAACAGAAAAACAAAAUUUUAUCCUUUUUGACAUGAUGACGCACCCCUUAGUAGACCUUGGAAGUAAAAAACGCGUAAUUAGUCGUAUUCAGGAUGUUGUCCUUAAUAAAUGGAGCACAGAUGUUCAGAAAGUCGAUAAGCGCCUACUCUCUCUCGUGCUCUUGUCUCACUAUUCCGAUGUCUUAGAAUGUGCUUUACAACAUCUUCCAGACAAUGUUUAUGAUCUUGCCAAAAAGCGAAUUGACGAUGCACUCCAACUCGACUUCUUUGCAGAGGCCAAUAAAGAAGGUUCUUGUGAAAUGCUGUGGGCAGUUAUGGCUGCUCUUAAUUCUUAAAAAUCAAAUUCCCAAAUGUCUUGGCUGUGAUUAUUUGUGUGAAGCUCCACCUCACUAUUUUCAUGCGACCUUUAAUCUAACUUUUAUAUUUUUACGAAACAGUUGAGUUAAUAUCUAAUCAGAUCUUUUCGCAAUGUUGGUUUACACUGUGGUUUAAUUUUUAAUGGCUUUGCAAACUUUUCUCUCACUGAUUUGGUUCGCCUUCCUAAUUUAGGGGAUUUUAAGACCUAUACAUCUCUAAUGUUAUUAGUCUUAGUACAUAUUUAUACACUGCUAAGACUGAAAAUCCUGUAAAGAUGCGUCACUUCCUACACCAUCUCCAUAAGUAUCUUAGAAAAACUCAAAGUGAUGUCCAUUUGUGUACAUCUCUGUCGAUCUAUUCAAUAAAAAUUUAAAAUUAAGUCUUCUCAAUAUCCGCUUUGAUGUAAGGACUGUUCUCUUAGGUAACUUGAUACUACGUUUUUUGAAAGUAAUUCAGCUGCUAAAUCUUGUGUUGAGCCAUAUAAGUUCUAUUGUAUAUAAUAUAGAAGUAACAUGUAGACAUGGUUCCAACUUUAUAUACGAUAAACCAACCAGCUUAUUUGCAAACAGCGAAUCUAUGAUAAGUAUGUUAGACAAUUGUUAUAGUUGUGGUCACUUGUUUGAAAGUUUUUAUUUUGUAUUUUAAUUAUAGUUGAGUAACAUUAACGAACUAAAAUAUACUAGUGAGGGUGACUAACAUGCCCUGGUUUAUUUAUUUGGCAUGGUAAAUUAGUGUUAUCACGACUAAAAUGUACAGGUUUCUAUUUACGAACCACGUAGUUUCAAGAGUAAAGCAAAAAGCCCGGCUGUGAACAGUCUUUGAGGUCAGCGCUCUCCGCAUUAGGUUUUGAAAAUUUAUGGAGGGGAUCGAGUGAUUAUCGGGCUUUAAUAACACGUUACUUACAAUUGUUUUUCGACUGUAUACGGCAUGUUUGUUAUUGAUGUCGUUUACUAAUACGUAAAUCGUAGAGCUAGUCGUUUUUCCAUUGUCUUGUUCAAAUAUUCAUAAUGGUUUUCAGAUUGGUUAACAGCUGAGAAAUGAAAAUAGAAUGACAACAAUUCAAUAACUUAGUUUCCAUGCUAAUGUAUGUAUGUAUCAUCAAUAUCACUGAUUCAAAUAGUACAGCAAGUAUUCAGAGUUUAUGGCAUUUGGGUAACUUGCGCUUAGAGUCUUCAUUUGUAACUCAACUAAAAAUCGAUUGAUUUCCUUGACGCACCCCACCGCUAACAUAAAAGAGACUAGUGAUACCCUAACUACAUAAACCUAAUAUGCAACUCGUUGAACCAGAAUUAAAAACUGUUCGGAAGAAAUACUAUACACCCAGGCCCAAUAGUAGGUCAUUGAGCUGCUCUUCUGUGACUAACUUCGUUUCCCUUUGUUUUGUUAACAUCUUGAACUGAAAGAUUUCGAUAGUUUCUCUCUCAAACUACACUAAGUACUUUAUGGGACUUAUAUAUAUUAUUCAGGAGGACUACUCUUUUCAGACUGAUAGUAACACUUCAAGUAACUAAGGCGUUCGACUGCCCUCCGGUUGCCAACAAAGCAGUUCACCAGUCAUCUCUAGCAAACAUCUUGACUGGAAACUUGGAGAAACUGUAGGUCUCGAUGCUCGUAAACUUUAAAAGUAAUUAGUUAGUCUUGGAUUUCAGUAUGAUUUUCAAUUGAGGUGGAGAUUUGGGAUACAUUAUAAUCUCAUCAGGAUAAUAAAAAAUGAAAUAAACCUAUGCAUUUACAGGGCAUAUUUCUAAUAGUUCCGAGUUAACUAUUCAGAAUGUGCAUUUCUGUAUGUAGAGGGGUUAGAUCGGGUUUUUUGUCGUUUGAUUGAGUUCUUGAUUUCAUAUGUAGUUUGACUUUUCAUAGAUCCCCAUCUACUGUUCAUUCUAGUAUUAUCCAAACUCACAAAUAAUGUCCACGAAUCUUAGCAUACGGCUAGUCGUUAUGGAGUACAUGGCUCAUAUUUCAAGUAAUCGAACAUGUGAAUGAAGAAUCCGAAUUCACGUUUUUAAUGUGAGGGUAGAUCCGAUGUUUGUCGGCUUAUAAAGAAGGCGUAUAUUAUUUGCAUGAUUUACUAGUCGGAUGACGUCUUAGUGGUCUAGAGGUUGGGUAUUCGUGCACGAGAUCGAAGGUCCUGGGUUCGAAUCCCCUCUUCCAACAAACCCCCAAAUGCCCUGGUACGGUCAAGAGUGGGGAGAGUCAACUCUCCCGAAAUGCUCUCACAUGGCCACGUGCAUACAACCGCUGCCAGGGAAGUCCUCCUAGCGGCAUUACUGUUUACGAAAUUGAGAAGUCGGAAACCGAAUGUUCGGCGCUUUAAACGGGACGGUGGACACGGAGGGUCCGCCUAGGCGAGUUGGAAAUCCCUGAUUCUAAAGUCGGGUUUACAAACUUGUAAGUAAUGUAAUAAUCCCAACUUUCGAAUACUUAAAUAUAUUCUCACGACAUUUUUAUCAUACACGUGUACAAUACAAACGACAGUUCUUAUUGAGUGGUAAAAGAUGCAAUUCUUCCGUCCUUUCUGCAUUUCCAUUACAACUAAGUUCAUACGAUCACCUCUUGAAAGAAGUUAGACAUCUAGCAGCCCGAUCGAAGCUGCUACCUUGACGCGGUGGUCGGGCUUGCCUAUCGUGAUGACCCAACCGAGCUAUAUUGGCUGGAACAUAUGUUCCUGUAGGUUCUACCAUGCCAGGCAGGUCGAUUGGAGAACGGUUAGACUAAAAGCAGCAACUCAAUGUCUGAGGGCGAAGUCGUACUGCUGACUGUAGAGAGGUGUGACAGCAGUAAGGUGUUUCCCUCAGACAACCAACAUCUGUAGCGAUGCUGCCUUCCCACAAGGAGGGGCGGGGUUAGAAAGGGUCGACCCUAAAAAUGUCACACCUCACCUUACCUCACGGAUUUCCGUCUCCGGCGGUAAGGCCCUUUGAAGAACGGAGCUAACACGUCAAAAACCUUCCACAGAAAGGCCGUGCGCGACCGGCCUCAAGCAGUUGUCCCUUGGGCUCCGCGGUCACGUUCCCAGGUCUUUAAGACCAACACUAAUCCAAUUUCCUUUUCAGGUUCCUCAAGAAAUACCCUUCCACGAUGUGGGCAGCCGGGAAGUGACAUCAGCCCUCAUACCCGUAACAGCACACGAGACCAAGUUGGUCACAUUCAAAUCCUUCCUACACCUAAUACCUCUCUUAUCUCCAUGACUAACCCUCCCCAUGUCCCUUUAUCACCUCGCACCGCUAGGGCAAACGAUUCGAGUACGCGGAACGCUAUUCCUGGUCUCCUGAAACCACGCUCUAAACUACACGUAGGAGCUUUUAACGGCCGAACACAGUGCCAAAUAGGAAAACAGGCUUCCUUAGCUAGGACUUUAGAAUCUCGC